UAGACUCGUUCUGAAUUUUCUCUCCGCUUCCCUGACUCCCCUGCAGGGUUCGCGGCAGCCGAGGCGGGAGGAGCCGCGCCCAGUCUGCCCUCCCCACCGCCCCCGCGCGCGGGCGUUCUGGCUCCCAGCGCUGCCAUGGGGCUGUGGGGUGGCGCCGCGGAGGAGGGGGGCAGCCCCCCGGUGCUAUUGUUCUGAGGGGCCAACAUGGCGGGGGCCCGGCUCUGCCCCCGGGAGGCCCUGGCAGGGCGGCUGUCCGCCCUGACCGCCGCCCGGCGUGAGGCGAGGUAGAGCCGCUACCCUGCCCUCGGCCCCGCACUGGGGGGAUGAACAACGGAGUCCUGGCUGGACGCGGCCCGCAGCCCCUCAGCGUGGGGACGGACGGACGGACGGACGGGGGGGAAGAGGGGUAGUUAGGACAGGACCCGCUGCCUGUCAGGAAGGGGUGAGGGGGCGGGUCUGGGCAGGACCUGCUGUGCCCCUUGGAGUCAGGACCUGACCUACUGUACCCCUUGUGGGGGGUAAGAGAUUAAGGGUUCAGGUUAAGACCCAUGGGGAGAUGGAAGAGUGGGUAUCAAGCCUAGAUCCCACUGCCUUCUUCCUUUUGAAGCGGAAGGCUUUUGCUGUGUUUAUCCAUGAGACGUUUACAGGCCCAUUCAUCAUUGUUUGACAUUUCCCUCUUCAAAUUGUGUCCGUAGAGUUGGUGACACAGCCCCUGGGAUGAGUGCAUAUAAACAGGCUACCCUGUAAUGGAAGAAAAUGGAGUUGACCAUGACGUCAGCAUGGAAACAUCUAAUGACUUACUGGUAGUCAACUGUAAUAGUACAGGAGAGUCAGAAACAGAUGACCAAGUGUUUCAGCAUCUAACCUGCAUGGAUUCCAGGGAUCCAUCAUUUGAACAGAAUGACUCUCCAGCAGUGUUGCCCAUCACAGUACAUGUUUCAGACAAUUCAUCUGUGUCAUCGAAUACACCAGUGCAGCUAUCCCAGGCUCAACCUCUUUCCACAGAAGAGUUCCAUCUGGUAGACCAGAAUGGCCAGCCUCUGUAUGAACUACAGUCACUAGGGGAUUCCAGUACACAGAUGAUGAUUGUUGCCAGCCAGUCAGAACAUGGACCGGUGCUACAUGUAAUUCCUUCGACCCAGCCAGGAAUGGCACAAGUGAUUAUUCCUCAAGGACAACUUCUGGAUGUCACCAGUACGCAGGGUGUUUCAGAAGAGAAACGCAGUGACGGGAACUUGCAGACAGUAGCAGUGGCUGCUAUCGCAGACAGUACAAGUAGUUACAUACUUCAUCCCCAAGCGUCUCUAACAGUGUCCAAAAAGACAACAAGCAGGAUAGUGGAAGAUCUUUUUCCUGUCCCUCUCCAGCCGCUGCCCCCAAACACUCCUACGUGGGCCCGUCGUCUCAGGAACUGCGAGAAAAUUGGGGACUCGUACCGCGGCUAUUGUGUGAGCGAGACAGAAUUAGAGAGUGUUCUAACGCUACACAAGCAGCAAACACAAAGUGUGUGGGGGACGCGCCAGUCUCCAAGCCCAGCCAAACCCGCCACACGGUUGAUGUGGAAAUCUCAGUAUGUCCCAUAUGAUGGGAUCCCUUUUAUCAAUGCAGGAAGCAGAGCCAUUGUGAUGGAAUGCCAGUAUGGGCCCAGGAGGAAAGGUUUCCAGCCCAAAAAAACUGGUGAGCCGGAAAAUGCCUCCUGCCAGCUGUACAAAGCCACUUGUCCAGCACGGAUCUAUAUUAAAAAGGUUCAAAAGUUUCCUGAGUAUAGAGUUCCUACUGACCCCAAAAUUGACAAGAAAAUCAUAAGAAUGGAGCAAGAGAAAGCUUUCAACAUGCUGAAGAAGAACUUGAUAGAUGCUGGAGGGGUCCUCAGAUGGUAUGUGCAAUUACCCACCCAGCAGGCCCACCAGUAUCACGAAAUGGAGACCUGCCUCCCUCCUUCACCAUCUGCUUUCCCCAUAUCUCCUCCUGAGGAAGAGGAAGAUGCGGUGAGAGAUGAGAACUGUACUUUACCCUCCCGACUUCACCCACAAGUAGCAGAUAAGAUCCGAGAACUGGUGUCUCAGGGAAUAGAACAAGUCUAUGCAGUGAGGAAACAACUAAGAAAGUUUGUGGAGCGAGAAUUGUUCAAGCCUGAGGAAGUGCCAGAGAGGCAUAACUUGUCCUUCUUCCCAACUGUGAAUGACAUCAAGAACCACAUCCAUGAGGUGCAGAAGUCCCUGGGAAACGGGGAGAUGGUGUAUAACUCGGAAAGCAUCCCAGCAACGCUCCAGUGGACCACAGACGGUGGGAAUGUUCUCACAGAAACAGUGACUGUUACAUUUGCCUCACCACCUACAGAGGGGAGUUUACCAGGAGACUCAAUCGCCACCAAAGUGGAAUCUAGUCCAACUGGGGAGAACUUGCCUCCAGAGACAGCUCAGCUGUUGUCCUCGCUCUCUUCACUCCAGCCCAAGAUAUUUGCACAGCUUCAGGGAUUACAGCUGCAGCCAACAUUCACCUCUGUGGAUGGAGCAACAGCACUGAUAGCAGUAAAUAACCAUUCUGCUCCCAACCCUGCAAGUCUCCUGGAUUCCAUAGGGAGUGUGAUAACCAACCACUCUCUAUUACUCAGUCAAGGACACAACCUUCACACAGGUGCCAGUCUAACCCAGAGCAACAAUGCUGCCUCCGCUAUUGGAAAUCUGCCUAUAUCAGAUCAAAAUCUGGUCACUAUGGGCCAGCUGGUAACUGUUGGAGGUGUAGAGGAUACAGGAAGCCUGGAGGGAGGGAUCCAUCAGUUUCUUUUGGGAGACGUCCAGACCAUUCCAAUACGGAUUGUAGACAACCAUCCAGGUCUUAUUGAAGAAAAUCCAGAGGGUACCAUUUGUGUGGGCCAAGUUAAACAAGAACCCAGAGAACAAGCAUUGUCUGUGGAGGCAGAUAGAAUCAGAGACUGCCAGAACUCUGCCACUAUUUAAAUCCAUGAAGGCAUUAAGGAUUUGCAACUCAGAGGACUCUAAAUGUCUUGGAAAAGAAGGCGGAUAUUCUCCAAACAAUGCCAUUCUUCAAAAUGGCAUUGUGACAGUCAGUAUAGGCACCAUACACUAGUUCUGACAGACAGCUGCUUUGAUUUACAGCUGAUACGGUUCACUGCCAAUUCCAGGUCAUUCAGUUCCCAUGUGGAACACCUCCUCCUUCUUCCCUUCCAUGCUAUCCAGAUGGUCUAUUUUGCUCAGUAUUUCAGUAGGUCUUCCAAAAUGAAAUCCCUGAGUUUUAUAAUAUGAAUCAGAAUGCUACUCUCACUAAUCUCUGUGAAACCCUCACCUAUCCUGGUACUCCAAAGACAACGGAAUCUGCCCUUAAAUGCAUCAACAAUGGCAGUCAUUUUGAGAGAAAAAUAAAGUCUUUGGAAAUCAAGAUGCAGAACUUUAAAAGUGCCAAGGGCAAUGGAUGCAUGAAAAAUGUGGACUGCAUCUGAUAGGAAUGUUAGUGAUGGAAAGGUGAAAUUGCCAGGUGAAAAUAAAACUGGGUUAUGGAACUGGAGUAGAUGGAAUGCAGAGUAGAAGAGGAUUAUGUUUUGAUGCAUUUAACAUUCUGGCUUUAUCAUGGGGUUUACUUUCUCAACCUGCAGCCUUUAUAUUGAAAGGGCAGCAGCCAGCUGGUCAUAAUGACUAAAAGCAACAGUUGCAUCUCCUGUGGAAAGAUUGGUGGUAGUGUUUUAGCUUACUUCCCUCUUUGUGCACUUAUACUUUACAUUCACGUAGGCAUAUGAUUUAAUAUGCUGAUGGUCAUGGCAUAGGUAUUAGUGAUACCAUGAUUAAAAACAAUAUUCCAAAUCUGAGCCAUCUGCUAUGUUGAGAUAAGCGGUAGAAAAACAAACAACAUACAGAGGUGCUGUCUUUGUGGUGGUCAGAAAAUAAAUGGGUCUCAAGUUUUGCCUAAGACAGCUGUUAGGACUGAACAAGGAUCUAUGUUGUUUCUCGUCAGUUACAUUUCAGGAGCUAAUUGAAUUAAUGCCAGAGGAAUUUUUUUUUUUCUGCAUCAUCGUUAAAGUCAAGUCCAUAACAAGCAGCAAGAACUGAGUUAUAUUUUAUGUGCCAGGCAGAAUUCGUAAUGAAUGACUCAUACUUACAAAUAUUUUAAAAUCAGUUUUAAGCAAUAAAGGAAAUAAAACUGAUACAACAUAACUAGCAAAUUAAAUAACAGUAGGUUUGCUUCAGAUGUUGUUUAUAGCAGCAUUCAGAACCACUAUAGGUUCAGUUCUUCCAGCAUAUGCAUUAUUAACCCGUAUUUCCAGGGAUUGAUAACUCAGCGAUAACAAUUCACUCUUGUUUAUAUGACUUGCAGGAUCAGUUUGGCUAUGGUUUUACUUACAGAUUUGCAAAGGAAAAAUUAUUACAAGUAUUAUUUGUGCAUAUAAAGGAUAAAAACGGUUCAGAUCAAUAUUAUUAAUGUGCGUUUAAAGCGUGCACAAACAUCUUUAAAUAUUAGAAAUCUGAAAUAAUCUUGAAUUGCUUACUUUUGUGCACUUAAAGCUAAAGAUCCUUGAAAUCUCCCAUUGUGUUUAGGAUCUCCAAAUAUCUUUACAUGCUGCAUCAGUUAAGGUCUUACCUCUAAAAAGCUUUACUCCAGUAAGUAUUCCUAAUACUGUUAAUGCUGUUAAAAUCUAAUUUUUGUGGUUUAAAUGGUUUAAAUUGGGAUGUUAUUACAGGGACUGCUCUUUUUAAGUAAGAGCCAGCAUUACUUCAUGUGGGCAGUUAUAGAAUCUCAAGUUGUGUGGGGUCUCAUAGAUUGCAUUUGAACUCAUUUCAUUUGUGGUUUGCCUUAUACAAUUCUGUGUAGGUAAAUUCAGUGAUAUGCUGUGCAUUUUAUAUUUCCGUUAAAGUUGUGGCGUCUCAUGUAGAAUGGAUGUUUGGUCCUGCUUCAUUUAUAGCCCUGGAGUGCACAGCAUACAGGAUAAUCUUUUUCUUUAAAAUUCUGUCAGCAGUAUGUUAGCAGUUGAUUCUUCCUCCCACUCAGCUACUGUUGAAUAUCAUUUAGCUUUUCCUGCUACUCUUACAAUUUCAGUUGGUACAUUCCAAGAUAAAUCACCCUCCUCAGUAUUCUGUGAUAUUGACAUUGAAAUCUUGAUUCAGAACAGCAAAUUAGUAUUAAAAAUUACCAGUGACAGGUUUAAAAGAAUUCUAGAUUCCUGAUUCAUGUAAAAAUCGAAGGCAAAAAUUUUGCAGUGAUUAAAUACCCAUCAAUUGUUGCUUAUUUCCCCAGUGACAAUGUUGAGGAAGGACUAUUCUUUUGCCAGUUACUAUUUCUCCUAAUAUAACACGUGAUCUGAUUAUACACUAAGCAGGAGAAAAUUCAAAGGAUAUAGACUUUACUCUUCGUGAAUACAGGCUGCUAAAGGAAAAGCUCCUUUAGGCCAUUUUGAAUAGCAGACUAAGGAGUGACUUUUCCCAAUCUAGCUUGAAUUGCACAGUUCCCUGAAAAGAAUAGAACCAGAAGUUUUUUGUCAAGAGGGUGCAGAUAGAGAUAAAUUUAAAGGGGUCAGUUAUGGAGUGAAAGAAAUUACAUAUAAAUGUAAAAGUUUUAAUCUCUGGUUUUUGCCGUCCCAUUUCUCCUGUUUUUUAUUUAUAGAACAUUGUAAAAUAAUUGAUUUUAUUUUAAAUAUUUCUGUGGCUGAUACUCAAAUUGUAGUUUCAAAAUUAACUUCAAAUUCUUUAAAUUCUAAUUCUUUUCCGUCUAAAUGUAUACUCUGGUUAUGUCACUGUUGUUUUUGGAUGGAGCGUAGUCUUUCCUCUUACAAAGUUAUGUUUACGCUACAUGUGUUAUGUUUCACACAAUCUGAAGUGAUCUGGACACAUAGGCCCACUUGUACUCAAAUUGGUGUUUUGGUUCGCUAGGUUCCAACUGAAGGUUACAGAUAAAAGGCCCGAUUCUCCUCUCAUGCACAUGUAUAAACUACAUUGAUUUCAUUGUAGUUACAUCAGUGUUAAACUAGUGUGAGUGAAAGAAGAAUUGAGCACAGUGUUGUUCUGAGUAUGUUGCAUAGUCAUUUAAUUUGAGUUUACAUGUAAAACAAUUGGAUAUGAGCUCACAAUAGGCAUUAGAAACAUUUCUAAAGUUAACUCUGGCGUCCUCAAAACACUUGUUUUACAAGCCUACUAAUUCUGAGCUUCCACAGGGUUUUCAGUGAACUAAUUCUUCACCAAUCUUUCCUCCUUAUGUCAGUUGCUCACGAAGAGUGAUUGGUCUGCUUCAUAAGAAGGGCUGUGUGCAUGCAAAAACUGUUAGUUAAAAUGCAGAAAAAUCACCUAAAAGAUAUGGGUCCAUGGUUCUCGUUCAAGGCUGGAAACCAGCAAGGCUUUUUCUUUUUGUGCUGUCAAGACACAAGCUUGAUGGUGUGCUGAAGAAUGUUUCAGUUUGUACAAAGUUUGAAGAGAGACAAAUCUAUAUAUAUUGUAACUUAAUGUAUAGUGUUCCUUGUUGAAAUGUAAACUUUUUUUUUUUUU
This is a messenger RNA of Chelonia mydas (Green sea turtle), 6488 nucleotides long. It is a transcript of the gene CARF, whose product is annotated as calcium responsive transcription factor. Bases 747 to 2960 code for a protein of 737 amino acids. Gene Ontology annotation, cellular component: nucleus. Gene Ontology annotation, molecular function: RNA polymerase II cis-regulatory region sequence-specific DNA binding; DNA-binding transcription factor activity, RNA polymerase II-specific. NCBI's taxonomy places the organism in Eukaryota, Metazoa, Chordata, Testudines, Cheloniidae. The record is from RefSeq and is a predicted model, not a curated record. The transcript is spliced from 15 exons. Gene Ontology annotation, biological process: regulation of transcription by RNA polymerase II.